Linum trigynum is the source of this 2863-nucleotide messenger RNA. The record is from the annotation of a GenBank genome assembly. Lineage: Eukaryota; Viridiplantae; Streptophyta; Magnoliopsida; Malpighiales; Linaceae.
UCAAAUCUAUAUGAAAGGAAUUAUCUUAUUUAAUUUUAAUGCCGUUUAUGUAAGUAAUCCAAUAGUGUUAAGCAUUAGAACUUCUUUGAAGCCAAAAGCAAAAAAUGUUAUCAUCACUCUUUGUUUUUAUCCUUUUAUUUGCAUCUUUGCCAUUGUCGGUGUGCUUCCGUUCCAUUCCAAUAUUCCAUUACCAACAACACAUGUGCCGUGUUGACUUCAAGCUUCAUCAUCAUCAAUUCAGAUCGCGGCCGCUCUAUCUCACUUUCUCACUCUCGGCUUGUUACUAGACAGAGCGAGACAGGCAAGCAAAGGAAAGAAGAAACUAGAGAGCUGAGCCGGAUGAGCAAUGAGCCAUUUCCGUCAAGUCCUUGAAGGAAGAAGGUAAUUAGAUCUCAGACAUUAUCUCCCGCUGCUUCCAUUAAAGGAAUUAGCUUCUUAAUUUAGAUCUUGGGUUUACUUAAUUACUUGCUAGCAGCUAGCUCGUAAAACUCAGAUCUUGAAAAGAAACCCUGAUUUUAAUUGGUUGGCCUGCAAACGGUCAUCUGGGUUUGCUUCGCGUAUCUCUGUUUCAGCUGAAAUCCGGGAGCUUUUUGUGGGGAUUGGACGGAAAGGGCAAAUUAGGGGCGGGACAAUAUGAUGGGUCGCAAUGGAUUGUCGAGGGCUGGAGGUUUCAGGCCUGAGAAUCUAGGGCAGAAUGCGCUAGCUUUGAUUGGCAAUGUCUGCUUCACUUUCUUUGUGUUGAUGGUCUUGAUCUUCACCAUCAUUGCUGCAACCUAUGAACCAGAGGACCCUCUGUUUCAUCCAUCUACAAAGAUGUCAAAUUUCCUCACUUCUCAAUCAAAUGCCACAUUUAAGCCCGAUUCCUCGGUGGUGAAGACGGGGGAGGACUUCAUGCUGCCAAACCAGACAGCUUUCAACACGUUUAUAAACAUUAGCGAUGUUGUGAUCCCGACAAUUGUCGAGGAAGGUAUUGGCAAUGGUAAUGGUGCUGAUGGCGAGGCGGAAGAAAAGAGCGAGCGGUGCGAUGGUCCUGUAGACUGCAGGGAUCCAGAGGUCUUCCAUUUGCUCAUGAAGAAGGCAAUAGAGCAGUUUAAAGAUAUACAUUUCUACAGGUUUGGGAAACCCGUUCGUGGCUCGAAUGAUACCACCUGUGACAUGGCGUGGAGGUUCAGGCCCAAGGAAGGGAAGUCGGCUUCGUUUUAUAAAGAUUACAGGAGAUUCACCAUUGCCAGAUCUGAGAAUUGCACCUUUAGCGUGGCGGGGAUUGGGGAUUACCAUACUGGUGUCAAUGCUAGGAAGAGGAAGAACAAGCAUCAGAAACCCGGGUUCGAGAAGAAGUCUACGAAAGAAGACUCGACAUUGUUGCCUGUGGUGGGUGAGACGGUGAACGAUGAUCUUCCGGUAGUUGAAUCCGAGAGAUCAUUCAGUCAGGGUAAGUACUUGAUCUACAAUGGCGGGGGUGAUAGAUGCAAGAACAUGAAUCAUUACUUAUGGAGCUUCUUGUGUGCAUUGGGUGAAGCUCAGUACUUGAAUCGAACUCUCGUUAUGGAUUUAACCAUCUGUUUGAAUUCCAUCUACACUUCCUCGAAUCAGGAUGAGGAAGGGAAAGAUUUCAGAUUCUACUUCGAUUUCGAGCACCUAACCGAAGCUUCAUCGGUUCUGGACCAGGCUCAGUUUUGGGAGGACUGGGGGAAGUGGCAUAAGAAGGAUCGGUUAGGUCUCUAUCUCGUGGAGGACCAUAAAGUCACACCUAUGAAGCUUGCAGAGGUAUCAGAUUCUGUCAUCAUGAGGAAGUUUGGAUCGGUUGAACCAGAUAACUACUGGUACAGAGUCUGCGAGGGAGAAACCGAGUCGGUCAUCCAACGUCCAUGGCAUUUGUUAUGGAAAUCAAGAAGGUUAAUGGACAUAGUAUCAGCAAUAUCCUCCAAAUUGAACUGGGAUUACGACUCAGUCCACAUCGAACGGGGCGAGAAAGCGAGGAACAAAAACCUAUGGCCAAAUCUUGAUGCAGACACUUCCCCUGAUGCCCUUCUGUCGACCUUGGGCAAUAAAAUCGAGGAAGGAAGGCAAGUAUACAUUGCUACAAACGAACCAGAAACUUCUUUCUUCGACCCGUUAAAAGACAAGUACUCAACUCAUUUCCUCGACGAGUACAAAGACCUCUGGGACGAGAACAGCGAGUGGUACUCCGAGACCACGAAGCUCUACCGAGGUGUUCCGGUGGAGUUCGACGGCUACAUGAGGGGUUCGGUCGACACGGAGGUGUUCUUGAGAGGGAAGAAGCAGAUUGAGACAUUCAAUGAUCUCACAAAUGACUGCAAAGAUGGUGUUAACACCUGCAAUGCCGCUGCCAGUUGAGGUUGUUUGAUUUGUUUGUUUUACUCCCUCCUGAUCUCUGUUGUUUGUUGUUUCGAGGAAUCGUUGAUUAGUUUUUGUUAAUUAGCAGCAUUUCGGUUGUUAACUUAUUAGCUUUUUAGAACUGUAUGAAGCUUAGCUAGCUGCUUUGUGUUUUGUUUCUGUGGGUUCUUAUUGCUUUGUUUCUUUCAUUCCUUUUGUCAAGUAGGCCGAGAAUGUGUUAGUACUACUACUGCUACAUAGCUUAAACUCUGGUUUCCAGGUUCUUCCUUCACUUGAGCUCAGUUUUGGCUUGAGCCGCAAAAGGCUUUUCACUCAACUUUUCAAUUGAAAUUGUUGUAAAAUGUCUAAGAAUACAUUGUCAGAGAGGAAUUUAGCUAGGAGGUUGGACAAGUAACAAUUUUCAAGUGUCGUCAAUGGGCUGUGUGUAACAGGUAAUAGAUCAUGCAUAGUGAAGCAUGAAUUUCUAUAGCAAAAGUGGUCGAGGUAAUAUAAAAUUUUAAUGAGA